Molecule: messenger RNA, 478 nt
Organism: Acyrthosiphon pisum (pea aphid)
Lineage: Eukaryota; Metazoa; Arthropoda; Insecta; Hemiptera; Aphididae
Product: zinc finger protein SNAI2
Exons: 1
Coding region: 54-401 (115 amino acids)
Biological process (GO): regulation of DNA-templated transcription
Molecular function (GO): RNA polymerase II cis-regulatory region sequence-specific DNA binding; DNA-binding transcription factor activity, RNA polymerase II-specific
Source: RefSeq, a predicted model, not a curated record
UUCCGGUGCAAGUACUGCGACAAGGCGGUACAAACACGCUCGGCGCGCUCAAGAUGCACAUCCGCACGCACACGCUGCCCUGCAUCUGCAAGCUGUGCGGCAAGGCGUUCAGCCGGCCGUGGCUGCUGCAGGGCCACAUCCGCACGCACACCGGCGAGAAGCCGUUCUCGUGCCAGCACUGCAACCGGGCGUUCGCCGACCGGUCCAACUUGCGCGCGCACCUGCAGACCCACUCGGACGUGAAGAAGUACUCGUGCCCGACGUGCAGCAAGACGUUCAGCCGCAUGUCGCUGCUCAGCAAGCACUGCGACACCGGAUGUCCCCGCGUGUUGCCCCAACACCAGCAGCAGCAGCAGCAGCAGCAACAGCAGCAGCAGCAGCAACAGCAACAGACGGUUUAGACUGCCGCGCUACCCCCCCCCCCCCACGCGCGCCUCAUUAUUGCAUACAACUAUAUGUUAAAUUAUUAUUAAACAUA